This is a messenger RNA of Dermacentor andersoni, 7091 nucleotides long. RefSeq names its product transmembrane channel-like protein 7. Gene Ontology annotation, molecular function: mechanosensitive monoatomic ion channel activity. Gene Ontology annotation, cellular component: plasma membrane. Lineage: Eukaryota; Metazoa; Arthropoda; Arachnida; Ixodida; Ixodidae. The record is from RefSeq and is a predicted model, not a curated record.
GCAUUAUUUUGAGCAGCCCCUCGGCAGAUUCCCAGCUGUCACGCUUUUCCCGUGCUGUGCUCCUAUGAUGGUGUGAAGCAGCCUCUCAUGGAUCGGAGAAGCGAGGACUGGCUCCGGCACCAUCAGUCUGAUAUGCCACAUGCUGAUGGCUGUGAGGACGGAGGAUACCAGGGUCCAAGGAGCUACAGAAACCACUUGUGCAUGGAUACCGCCAGCGAUUUAUGGAGUCAGCGUGAGUGUCAUGAGGGAAGACAAAGACAGGAUUGCAGAGCCUAUGAGAACAGAGCCUAUGAGCCUGAGACAUAUGCUUGCGUGAGUGACAAAGGGAUGAGAGAUAGUGAUCACUAUCGAGAUAGUGAUUGCUAUCAAGAUAACGAAUGCAAAGAGCAGCAUACUCAAGGAUGGUAUGGCCGAGAAAGUGGCUACGAGGGCUACCGUAAUAAUGGUCGAAGCAUGUCACAUGAUCGGCACGGCAACAGCUAUGAUAGUGACUUUUAUGAUGAGCACAAGCAGAGAAAGUUACCAAGACACAGUCAUCAUAUACAGGGAAGUGUCAACAGUCAACAGAACAUGAUGCAAGGUGAGAUCAGGGAUCAUGAAGUCGACUUUUAUGAUUGUUAUGGUAGCACUCGGGACAUUCCCAGAAGGAAAGUGAGUGACAGUUCUGAUAGAGGCUACAACGCUUGUGGAAGUCAGCGACCAGUAAGGAUGGAUUCUGAAGCACACUACAAGAGAGAUAACAGCUGCUCUUCAACUGCUGAUGAACAUUGGAACGACACAAGAACUUAUAAUGACUGUGGAAGGUUGAACGGAAAGUACAAAACCGAAGAAAAAUAUGUCAAGGAUAAAAGUGACCUGUACUGCUGGAGGGGUCACCAUUACACAGAAAUGAGAGAGGGCGUGUGUCGCCAUGCUGAGUUGAGUUAUUAUGAGCCUAGAAGCUACAGCUUUAGAGAGCAGAGCUACAAAGAUGAUUACACAGAAGAUGAAUACUCGGAGAGGAGCAGAAAGGAUGCCAACGGGUAUUGUGACAGACAUGAGAGAGAUAAUGCUUUCUAUAGCCAGUAUAGGAACCAGGAAAGUAGUGGCAGCAAAGGACAUUUGUACUGUUAUAAUCAAAGGGCUGAAAAUGGGUACCUUGUACAUCGAAGUUCACAGCAGUAUAUGGAUAGGAGAAAAAGCCCUGUUGAGACUUUUCAUCAACAUGAGCCAUGCAGGAUGGACGCUGAUUUGGUGCAACGGCAGGUAGACCACGACAGCAGUCAAAAUGAACCACAUGUGUACAGAAACAGGGCUUAUGAAGAUGAUGACGUCUACGUUAGUGAAGACAUCUCUCAUACCCAAACUAUGUACCCAGAGGAAAGUAACAGUGAUGAUCAUUUGCAUUACCAUAAACGAAGACCCAGUGAUGACAGCCUUUCAUAUUGUAGUUCACAUGGCUACAUCGACAAAACUCACGAAACCGAGGACAUUGUUGAGGGUCACCGGGGAGAAUUGCAGAGAAUCGAUAUGGAAUCCAAAUUGGCACAACUGGAACAAAGUUCUGCUAGAAAACGCCAUGGAAACAGUCUCCCUAAACUCCUCGUCACUCAGAUGCCAGCAGCACGGGAAAAUUCAGCAAUUCCAAAGCGAACGCCACUGACACCGACAACAUUCGCUCUCACUGAUGAUGCUGAAGAAGGGCUUCUUGAAAUUCCACGAUGCACAGAAAAUAGCAGACGACAGUCAUUUGGAAAGCAUGCUGGACCCCUUGUGAAUGAAGGGUCACAGAGGUUUGCCACAAUGAAAAAUGCAAGAAGGAUUGCAGAGGAAAUGGGAAUGGAAGAAGCCAGAGCUGAGGCAAGGGUUGUGGAAGAGCAGGUGGAAGAAUUUUUGGAAGAAUAUGGUGGACAAGUGAAGCGCACAAGUUGGGCUCGGAGGAAUCAACUUCAGAGGUCACCACCGCAAGAAGGGGAGAAAUUUGAUGCCUGGAACUUGAAAAGCUUCAAGGCCAUGAAGAAAGCCUCAGAACUUGGCAGGGAUAUCACAACGUGGCUCACAAUGUGGUCAAGUGCACUUAAAACCAUUGAAGGUCACUUUGGCACUGGGGUGGUGUCGUACUUCUUGUUCCUGCGCUGGCUGCUGCUGCUCAAUCUGCUCAUGUUCCUGCUGCCAGCACUGUUCAUCAUCACCCCACACUGGAUCCUACCCACCGUGUUUGAGCCAAAUGAAACGGCCUACACUGCAGUUACCACCAUCCUGACUGACCUGCGAGUGAUGGAAUUGUCGUCAGUACGACUGUCUGCACCAAACCUCCUGUCUGCAGCAGAGAUGGACGACGUCUGGGCAGCUGGCAACCGCACCUUGCCGAAGAUGCAGGAGUGCUACGAUAAGUACCACACACGAGUGGCUGGCCAGACCAAGGGAGGCAUAUCACAGCUCCAGGAUUUCCUUCAGGGAACGGGCUGGAUGGAGCUGACAGCAUUGUUUGCCGGCCGUUACAUCAACUCGGUUGACCACAUAGCGGGCACCAAGCUUCGCUACAACUUCCCCCUGGCCUAUGUGCUGACGAAUGUUGCCUGCUUUGUGCUCUGCUUGCUACUUAUGGUCCGAUACACCACAGCUGGAGUUCGGGAGGCACUGCUGGUGUCGGAAGGGAAGCUGCAUCGAUACUGCAACAUGGUGUUUGCCUCCUGGGACUUCUGUAUCACCGAUGAGCGAACUGCACGACUGAAGCAUGUCAGCAUUGUUCAGGAGCUGAAGAGUGACCUGGCAGAAGAGCGGCGCAGGGCAGAGAUUGCCAGCUGGUCUCGCCGCAAGAAAGUUGGCUUGUUUGUCGUGCGACUUUUGGUCAACCUCUUCGUGGUUGCUGUCAUUGUAGGCUCUCUUUUCGCUGUCUACAAUGCAACUAGCUUUUCAUUUCAGAGGCAAUCUCAGGCGCAGACUACUCAUAAAACUCUUGCAUUGGUGAUUCAAUUCGUGCCCUCGUUGGUAAUCACGGGCCUCAACCUUAUAGUGCCUGCGCUCUUCUCCAAGCUCAUCCGGCUUGAGAACUACUCGGUCGCAUUUCAAGUCAAGCUCACCUUGCUCAGGACAGUGUUCCUGCGCUUCACAUCCAUUUUUGUGCUGCUGCUGUCGCUGUACAAGCAGAUCAACUGCUCUCCUGUCAGGGAGAACAACUGCCUAGAAGGUUACGGGGAUUGCAAGAAGCCAAUGUGCUGGGAAACAGCAGUUGGUCAGCAGAUCUACAAGCUCACUAUGUUGGACUUUAUUGUUGGAGUGACUCUAGUCUUUGUUGUAGAGUGCCCGCGAAAGUUAAUAGUCACUCGUUGUGAGUGCAAACUGGCCAAGGUGAUUGGCCAGCAGGAGUUCAACAUUCCAAACCGAGUCCUGGAUCUCGUCUACUCACAGACACUUUGUUGGCUUGGGACUUUCUACUGCCCACUCUUGCCUGCAAUCACCUUGAUCAAGUACUUCAUCAUCUUUUAUGUGCAGAAGUUCACGCUGAUGAACAACAGUGCACCAUCUCAGACUCCGUACCGGGCGUCUCGAUCCAACACAUUUUUUGUUAUUGUCCUGCUGUUGGCUCUGUUUCUUGCUGUGAUUCCAUUCUCUUAUGCCCUCGUGGAGAUACAGCCGUCGUUGUCGUGUGGGCCAUUCCAGAAGUAUUUUUUCACGUGGGAGGUAGUGCCUGACCUGAUCAAUUCAUGGAAGGACCACCCCUGGGGAUGGUAUGUGGUCAAGGCUGUGGACUUCCUCACCAGCGUUGCUUUUGGCGUGCCUGUGGUCGUGGUGCUGGCGAUCAGCAUUUACUAUUACUAUUCUGUGGCAGCUGCACAUGCUCACAUGGAAAAGGUCCUCAAGGACAAGCUUGUCCUCGAAGGGAAGGACAAACAGUUCCUUCUUGCCAGGAUUACCGAAGUUGCACGCCAACGACCUUCGUCGACAGCAUAGUCAUGGCCACAAGUAUUUGAUGUGACCUGUUCACACCAAAGCUUGUUUGGUACUGCCAUGUUUUACCGCACUCCAAAUUGCCCUGACGCUCUUGUCACAUAUCUCAGCCUUGAAUGCAGUGACAGCUAAAGUUAGAGCCUGGCAAUGCCUGUGGUGAACUAGCAGCUGAACUGCAUCCGGUGUGGCUGUGGCAUUUCGGAGGAAACUUUAUCUUGGGAUCAGCUCUUAUUUUUCUAUUCAGAUAUGAUGAAACUUCCAUAUAAUGAUUAUGGAUAUAAUGAAUUAUUGGAUAUAAUGAUAAGCAAAAUACUUCUUGCCAAUAAUAGUGUGUAGUGAAUAUAUGCUUAUAACAAAUUUAAGAUAUAAGAGAAUUAUUUUUGUGGCAGAUUCAACUUCGUUUUAACGAGUUUCAAUUGUACCUCUGAAACGUAGAAAUGCUUUCAUUAGGCAACUGCCGAGCCAACUGGAAUGAAUUUUUUUGUUUUUAAGGAAGAUCAAUUCUGUGAGCUGUAAAAGCGAAAAUGUUAUUUACGGCCUCAAUGCUUCUACAAAAAUUACUGAAAAUCGGUAAAAAAAAAAGCGAAGCACAAUAUUUAUAAAUUCUUAAUGUUGUACCAGAACCAGAUAUUGUGGUUCUAUAAACUGCAUAUGUUACAGCAUCUGAAUCGGACAAACAUUAUAUAUGAGUCUACAGCUUUAUGUGACAAUGCUACAAGGUUUACAGGGAUUUGGUUAAACCCGGCUCACAAAUUGGUGGUACAUUUUAGAGCGGUGUAUAAUACUGUGCCAAUUUUCUCUGCUUUGGAUGUCUCAAUGCAUGCAGUUUAUAGAACUGCGAUAUUGUCUUUUUAUUGCCGAGUUACCAAGUUUUAAACUUGAUGCUUGUGUUCUUUUAGAAUUUUGCAAUUGUCAACGACUUGCAUAAAGAAAUAAUGGCAUAAAUAAGAGAUCUGCUUUUUACAAUCCAUAGAUAUUUACUUUCUCCUAUAAAUGCAGCCAACCUCACUGAAUUCGGUGCUGUGAAAGCAGAGAAAAACGAUUUCUUCAUUCUCAUGCAUUUGCAUAGGAGCCCCAGAGCUAAAGCUACCUCUUAAGCCUUCAACGGUUACUUACUUUGAUUGCGUACAUUAUUUAUCACAAUGUGUUUUAGCAUUGUGUUUUAUGCAAGUUCCAUAUGGUAGGCAUGAGCUGUUGCAACUGUUUUUUGAGCGUGCAGCAGUGGGUGGCUUGUUUACAAGAGUGCCAUUGGUUAAGUCUAAUCUCUAUCUACAGCUCUCUGGCAGAAGUGAAUCAGUUUGUACAAUAUGAUUGAGAGCACAUUGAUGUUUUUUGUUGUUUGCUAGGCAGAUCUGCCACAUUGCAGCAGUAGCUGUGAACUAGCCAACUUUGUGUGGCAUGUCUGUGGGAAGUUACUUGAGCCUACUUUCCCGAAUGACUGCUACAACUUCUUUUGUGAACAUCACUUCGAAUCAGUGUGUUCAGCAUGCCUUGAGCUGGGGAAAACUUGUUGGCUGCUUAGGUGCAUUCUGUGCUUAAUUUUAUUACACACUAUAGUGUGUUUAUUCCUUUUAAGCAACCCAAUUCAUGUUUGUGUCUUAAAGGGACACUAAAGGCAAAUACGAAGUCAAGCUAAAGUGAUAGAUUAGUGCUCAAGAAUCUCUAAGGCGUCAAUAUUAUCACGAACAGAGCCUUAAUAUUCGAGAAAUCGAGGUAAAUGCAGGACAUGAUUAAAGACUCCCCCAGAACAUUCAAGCACUUGCCCAAUGACAAAAGCAUUCCUCAGUUAAAUUCUGUAUCUAGUACUCAACUACUCAUUGCAAAAACAUCCUCGUACUGUUUUAUAAGAAAAAAUGAAAUGCUACUUACCCCGUCCACUUCAUGUUUAGAAAAAACUCAUUGAAAUUACCAUUGACAACGAUGCAAGCGGUCGAAAGGUUUCUUUUUCGCUCGGCUCUGCGUCACCCACGCUUUUGCGUUUCAGUACUUUCCUGAUUGUGUAGUGCUACGCUGGUUUUGCUGGCUCGCGAAAACUGCAAGUAGCAGAGAAGUCAACUUCCAUGUGAUAUCGCGGGGUGCCCUAACGGUCUACGCCACCUGACCAAAAAGCAGUUGCAGCGGCAAAUCCACUGCUUUGUCUUGGCUCGGUGCCACCGUCUGUUUGGCGUCGUUUUACUCACCGAUGGCAGCAAAAGGCGGGGGUGACGUAUGCAAUGUCACCACUAACUCGGUUGUGUGGCGGGAGAUUUGAGUUUCGAAAAAUCUAUUUGGAUACUUCAGAUACAAUUUUCUCUUAAACUAAGUCUUUUCUUGGCAUGAAACAAGCGUUGCGAGGUUUCUGGAAAGGUAUUUAAACAGUCCACAUCGACUGAGUAUUUGCCUUUAGUGUCCCUUUAACAUGGAAGACUGUGAUAUGGAAUAUUUAAAGGCAUAUAUUUUGGCUCACUAGGGGCUACACACUCCUUAAAACCCAAGAGGCAGCAGGAAGCCUGCACUUGCUGCUGGCCAGAUAUUCGGGAAAGAUGCUAUUCAUGUGAAUUGAUUGCGUGACACCCAGAACACCCAAGGUGCAAUAGUUUUUGUACAACUUGGAGUUACAAGCUUAACUAUAUGUUAGCCACUGCACAUCUUAACCAUGGCCAAGUCACUUCAUGUGACCAGUUGGGUCCCAUUUUCAUUAUCAAAUUUUCCCCACUUGCUGUGUCACUUUUAUUUAUUGUUGGAUUUUUUAUUGCUUGCACUCUUCAGGAUUAAUCUUUCCUGCAUGAAGAAGUCUCGAUUCUUAAGGACCACAUAGUUACCAUCUAGAAAUGGUGCUUUUUCUUGUGUGUUUCCUUAGGUGAUCGCAUAUUUCCUGCCAAGAAGCUGAUUUUUGCUGAUGGACUGUAGUCCAUCAGCAAAAGAGCCAUCUGCCCACAUGUGGGCACAUGGCUCUUAAUAAAGACACUCUUGUCACAAUAUUUUCUGCACAUUCUAAGGUUGCGUUGACUCCUAGCUAGGGUUACUGUUCUUAGCAUAUCCUUUUUUAAAUUGCUGAUCUUGCAGUGGAAAGAAGACAUUUUGUAUUGUAUAUGCUGUUUUAUAUUUGAAUGCAAGUUUUUGUGCUUGUUUGUAUUAAAUAAAGCAUGGUUAAUGUCAGAAAGGGCAUUUUUAAAGAACAA